CCGCUGCUCUGCCCUGCAGAUGGGAGCCAUCGGGAAGCUCUCGGACGACAUGCGGCGGCACUUCCGCAUGAAGCUUCGGAACCUGUUCACCAAGUUCAUCCGCAAGUUCGGGUUCGAGCUGGUGAGGAAGCUUCUGCCAGAGGAGUACCAGAAAGUCCUGGUGAACAUCCGGAAAGCAGAGGCCCGGGCCAAGAAACACCGGGCCCUGAACCAGGCCGCAGUGGAAGAGGAGGUGGAGGAGGAGGAGCCCAUCCAGGGCAAAGGCGACAGCAUCGAGGAGAUUUUGGCUGACUCAGAGGAUGAGGAGGACGAGGAGGAGGAGAGGAGUCGGGGCAAAGAGCAGCAGAGGCUGGCCCGCCAGAGGAGCCGGGCGUGGCUGAAGGAGGGUGGCGGGGACGAGCCCCUCAACUUCUUGGACCCCAAGGUGGCCCAGCGAGUCCUGGCCACCCAGCCUGGGCCGGGUCGGGGCAAGAAGAAGGACCAUGGCUUCAAAGUGAGCGCCGACGGCCGGCUGAUCAUCCGUGAGGAGGAGGAUGACAACGCCAAGAUGGAGGAAGAGGAAGGCGCUAAAGGGGAGGAUGAAGAGAUGGCUGACCUGAUGGAAGACGUGGGCGUCAGGAGUAAAAAGCACCAGAAGCUCAAGCAGAAAGAGGCUGACAAUGAGGAGCUGGAGAUGCCCCCUCAGUACCAAGCGGGAGGCUCUGGCAUCCAUCGCCCUGUGGCCAAGAAGACUACCCCCGGGGCCGAAUACAAGGCCAAGAAAGCAAAGGGUGACGUGAAGAAGAAAGGUCGGCUCGACCCGUAUGCCUACAUCCCCCUCAGUAAAACCAAGCUCAACCGCAGGAAGAAGGUGAAGCUGCAGGGACAGUUCAAAGGCCUGGUGAGAGCUGCCCAGCGGGGCUCCCAUGUGGGACCCAAGCUCCGCAGAAAGGAUCAACGGCCCUGAGCCUCGGGACCCCCCGGGCUGCUCUGUGGUCCAGUCUGAGGCCCCUUUUUAGCCCCCAAGCUGCCGUGACGUCAGCUCCAGAUGCAGCAGUCAGUGGGAGAGCCUGGCCUCAGAAUGACUUUUUGGAACCAGGACUGGUUCCUGGAGGUGCCCUGGAUUUUGGAAGCUCCAAAUGGGAGUCACCCUUUAGAGUCCCUGGGGCCUGGAGAUGGGAAUGUGGCCUCAGUGCCUCUGAGCAGGCUAGCGAGGCGGCUGUGCUUUCCAUCCAGAGUGUUUGCAACAGAAGAGAUGGUCUUCCUUUCCUCUGGCUGCCUGUCGCCACGUGGCACUCUGCCUGGCUGCAGUCUGGCUGUGUGAGAUUUGCUGUGAUCAGACGUAGAAUAAAGAUGCAACACCAUGUGUUGUACCUAGAAACUCUGUGUUUUAUCACCUGCCCCACCCAGGUACAAGAACAGUGUCUGGUCAUUGGCAACAGUGGCUUGACCACUUCCUCUCCUGUCCCAGUGUGCUGUCAGGGGCGCAUAGCAUGAUAACCCUGGGUCAGGCUUUGGAUCUUGCCCUUUGUGUCUUUUUAAAAAAAUUUCUUUAUUAGAGUAUAAUUGCUUUACAGUGGUGAAUCAGCUAUACCUAUACAUAUAUCCCCAUAUCCCCUCCCUCUUGCGUCUCCCUCCCCCCACCCAUCCCACCCCUCUAGGUGGUCACAAAGCACUGAGCUGAUCUCCCUGUGCUAUGCGGCUGCUUCCCACUAGCUAUAUAUUUUACAUUUGGUAGUGUAUAUAUGUCCAUUGCCACUCUCUCACUUUGUCCCAGCUUCCCCUUCCCCUUCCCCGUGUCCUCAAGUCCAUUCUCUAUGUCUGCAUCUUUAUUCCUGUCCUCCUAGGUUCUUCAGAACCAUUUUUUUUGUUUUUAGAUUCCAUAUAUAUGUGUUAGCAUACGGUAUUUGUUUUUUUCUUUCUGACUUACUUCACUUUGUAUGACAGACUCUGGGUUCAUCCACCUCACUACAAAUAACUCAAUUUCGUUCCUUUUUAUGGCUGAGUAAUAUUCCAUUGUAUAUAUGUGCCACAUCUUCUUUAUGCCCUUUGGAUCUUGACCCACCUGCGUCAGGAGGUCUCCCUGACUUCACAGUCCCAGUUAGAAGGUGAUGUUUGGAGCACCAGGAGGGGCAGCAAAUGCCCCGGGGCUGGUCUGUGGAGCUGUGGUUGAGCACCAGAGACUCGGACUAAAAAGGGGAGACAGGGCAUCCCUGGUGGUGUAGUGGUUAAGAAUCUGCCUGCCAAUGCAGGGGACACGGGUUCAAGCCCUGGUCUGGGAAGAUCCCACAUGCCCGUGCGCCACAACUACUGAGCCUGAGCUCUAGAGCCCGCGAGCACAACUACUGAGCCCACACACCGCAACUACUGAAGCCUGUGUGCCUAGAGCCUGUGCUCCGCAGCAAGAGAAGCCACCGCAGUGAGAAGCCCGUGCACCGCAACGAAGAGUAGCGCCUGCUCACCGCAACUAGAGAAAGCCUGCGUGCAGCAGCAAAAACCCAAUGCAGCCAAAAAUAAAUUUUUUUUUUAAUAAAAAUACAAAGGGGAGACAGCCGACUGAGAGCUGCAGCACUGGCUGACCCAGGGCACAGGUUUCUCCCAGAAGCUUUGUUCACUGAAUCAACGGACUGUUUACUGAGCCCCUCUGUGUGCCCAGUGCAUGCAGCCUGAUCACCCAACUUCCUGAUCUUCACAUUCUCUUUUUUCCCAGACAAGUUGUGGUACAAAGAGCAAUGUGAUUCCUACUGUCCAGCUUUUGUUGGUCUGGAGCAGAGAAGGGAUUGGUGCAGAGCUCCCAUUGCUCCUAAGAUCAUUUGUCCCAUCAUCCCAGGGAACCCCUUGUGUGUGCUUUCCCAGCAGGAAUCAAGAAGCAAAGAACCGCAGGGCUAUUUCCCACCCCCAGGUAUGCUUGUCCCCUGGCACUGGAUUGAUAAUUUUUAUUAUCUCAAAAUCUCCCCAUUUGAAAUGGCUCCCAGGAGGCCCUGUGCACCAUUCCACUCACCCUCUAAGGGGACACAAGUCAACUUGAUCAGUUGCCCCCAAAUUAGGGCAUUUUCUCCUGCUGAUUUUGGGCUAGGAAGCUGAGAGGAACCACACUCCGCCCAGAGGUGGCGCUGUUGACAUGCCUUGUUCACAGGAAGUCUGAAAUUUGAGAGCAAGCAAGAAAAGUCAAAAGAGGUGGCUAUUAGAUUUGCAAAGGUGGUGCAACCGUGACCCCCUGUCGUUACACUUCUGGACACAAGGUAGGUCAAAUUAAGCUAGCCUCGCCCUUUCCUGUUUCCUUUCUUGGGAAAUGUAAGCACAUGCAGUAGGAAGCUUCAUGUAAAAUAAGUAUGGGUGGGAGCCAACUGCCCAGGAUCGAUGUCAAAAUUUUGAAGCAACUUGCUUAUUAUGGCGUAUUUUCCGAGGAGCUUUGUUUCUUUCAAAGGUGGGAGGGGCGGGUGACCUAGAAAGGUUUGUGUUAGUGAUGUGUUGAACUCCAUAUCCUUUGGGAAGUAGGUUUCAAAUGCAAAUUAUCUUGAUGCAGAGGCAAGAAUUAAUCUGCUCCAGAAACUUGCAGGUGCUUGAAACAUCUGUUAGGAAAGUCAGUGCCGCUUUUGUUUCUACAGUGGGAUGGAGGGGAAUUGGGCGUAUUCAUCAGCUCGAGACUCGUUUGAUUUCAGGGCAACUAGAAUGGUGGAGGGCCUCCACCAAGAUCCAGAUUUACUACUUUAAUUUCGUUAUGCUUUUGGCAGUGUCAGAAUCUGAGACUUGAGGCUUUCUUUUCUGGGGUCCAUCCUCAGAAAUGGAAGACAAAGCAUACCCGCCCUGGCUGCACCAAAACAGCAACCCUUGUGCUGGUCGAGGAUUUGGCAUCAUGCUGGGGAUUUGCAAAGGCAAUCUGCUCAUGUCCCCCAUCAUCAUGACGCUUCUGGACACAGGUGGGUCAAGUUAAGCCAGCCCUCCCCCUUCUUGGGAAAUGUUGCUUCUCAAGAUGGCAUAAGCAGGCCUGAUGGUGGCUGUCCCCCCAGUUCGUUCCUGGCAUUGGCUGUCUUAUUAGGUCUUUGGCUCAUCUGCAAGCCUGCCUCAGUCCACAUGUUUGAUCCUGUGUUUUCUCUGUUGUUUGCAACAAGUCGGAAAAUUACUUAAAAACGUUUAAGUAGUCUCUGUUUUCAUUCAUCUUGGUUGCAUACGUUUCUUCAAAAGGUAACUUUGAAAAUUAGAAUGUAUUCUGUAUUUUACUUAAAAUUAAUAAAGAUUUGGGAAUUCCCUGGCGGUCCGGUGGUUAGGAUUCCAUGCUUUCACUGCUGAGGGCCUGGGUUCAAUCCAUGGUCGUGGAACUGAGAUCCCACAAGCUGCACGGUGUGGCCAAAAAAAAUUAAAAAUAAAAAAAAAUAAAGUUUCACAGAACGUUUGAAAAAAAAAACAGAAAAGUGAAAAACGGGCUAGAAUCUUUGCACCAAAUUCUCACUGUUAAUCCUAUAUAUUUCACCUCUGUUUUCUUUUUCUAUACACAGGGCUUUUUUGGAUACAAAAAUAGAGUUUUAAAUUACAAGAUUAUAUUCUAAAUUUGCAUUUGGCUAUCACAAAAUUUUUACCCUACUGAUGUAUAAACACUUCAUAAACAUGUUUUCAAUGUCCUGGCUUAAACAUCUGCCCAGUAGAUGUAGCUCAGUUUACUUCGAAAGGAUCUUUGAGUCCAUAAGUAUGUUGCUCCUUGAUGUAUGCAGGAGUUUAAUGCCAUCACUAGAUGCUGGAUCAUGUGCAAAGCAAUAUUUAGAAAAUGACAUGAUGACUGCUCUUUGUUCUUUUUUUUUUUUUUUUUUUUUUUUUUGCCGUACUCGGGCCUCUCACUGUUGUGGCCUCUAUAGCUCAUGAGCCCAGCCACUGCGCGGCAUGUGGGAUCUUCCCGGACCGGGCCACGAACCCGUAUCCCCUGCAUCGGCAGGCAGACUCUCAACCACUGCGCCACCAGGGAAGCCCUGUUCUAUUUUUUGGUAUACAUUAUUAUGAAUGGGUAGAUGACUGUACUCCAGAAAAGCACCCUGAUUUGGGGCUUUUCUGGCUCGCCAUUUCCUGAAAUCGUGCUUAAUGUCACUGCUACCAUUAGAAAUAUUUACCAGGCUCCCAAUGAAGGGGACCUAGUUUCGAUCCGUGGUUGGGGAACUAGAUCCUCCAUGCCGCAACUGAGACCCGGCGCAACCAAAAUAAAUAAAAUAAAUAAAUAAAUAUGUUUUGAAAAGAAAGAAAAAAUAUAUAUAUUUAUCAGGUUGUUAGAGGCUGGCUGAGUCAUCCAGGCCCAGGGUUGCAGUGCCGGAAGGUUUUCUUCCAUUUGGGGCUGUGGUCAGUAAUCUGUAAGUAUUGAUUAAGAAAGUGGGUGAAGGUGUGGUGGCCUGCCACUGCAUGCGCAGGCUGCAUGCACAUCCCCAGGUGAGGUCUGGAUAUCAGCUUUGCAAACCUAAAAUCAGAGUUGAUCGUGUUCAGAGAAGAAGAAAUAGUCUCACAAGAGUCCUAGUCAAAUUUGCCAUUUAUUAGUUCGUAAUGAAAAAUAUAAGUGCAGGCCUAGUCAAAUUUGCCAUUUAUUAAUUUGUAAUGAGAAAUAUAAGUGCUACAGCGCCAGAGACUUGGUGUCAUGGUGACUGCUCCGUUCAUACGGUCCCCUGCAAAGGGAGUCAAAAUCAGAGGCUUUAGUGAGCGUGAAACUGGGCAAAGGGAAUCACGUUGAGUGAUAUGUUAGUAAUGUCAUGUGGUAGGAUGGCUGUCCUUGGUGUAUGAGAUAUACCUUGCCCACUGGGUCCCUCUCUGUUCUGGUUACUGUUGCAGAACAGGCCUAAGGUCUAUGGUACCUUCUAGGUUCUUUGGAGCCACUUACCUGCUGUCCAGAAGCUUUUCUGAGAUUUCAUUUGGCUCCUGCUUUCUUCACGUGCAGGCAUGCCUGGAUCGCAUUUCCAAGCCCAAGCAGGGAGGCAUCCUGUUCCCUCUGGGGCCUUGUGCAGAUAACUUAUCCUGUCCAUCAUGUGUGGACCUGAAGAGUUUGACUUCUAGAGGGCAGCUUGAUUUCCAAAUUCCGGGGAUGUCACCCUGUAGAUCCAUAGGUACCGAUUACAGAGCUGAUACAAGUUUAGGCUAGAAUUUCAGAGAGGACCUGAGGCACCGCUGACAGGCAGAUGGGUUUGUGAACCAUGCCAGGAAUAGUCCAUACAGUCCUUAUGGCUCCUCUGUAGGUCUUGCAAGAUCUUCAGAAGUCUUGCUUUGCACCAGAAUGGUUGCUAUGCCGUAGAUCUUGGACUUGAGGCAACUGAGCCUGAAGUACAUCCACAGCCACUAACCCCGGGACCAGCCUUCUGUUGAGGGGGUGGAGUCGGCCUGCAAGUCUUUUCUUUCUUCCUUUCCAUCAUUUUCUUCAUACACCUGCACUGUGCAUUUACUCUGAGCAAAGGACUUCCUUCCUCUACAAAAACGUUUUGGGAAGCGUGGGAGAUACAGUAGUACGCAAAGCAGACAGGAACUUUGCCUUCACAAAGUUUAUGAGGAGGGGACAGACAAAAUAAAUAUAAAGCACAAGGGGACUUCCCUGGUGGUGCAGUGGUUAAGAAUCCGCCUGCCAAUGCAGGGGACACAGGUUCGAGCCCUGGUCCGGGAAGAUCCCACAUGCCGCGGAGCAGCUAAGCCCGUGUGCCACAACUACUGAGCCUGCGCUCUAGAGCCCGCGAGCCACAACUACUGAGCCCAUGUGCCACAACUACUGAAGCCUGCGUGCCUAGAGCCCGUCCUCCGCAACAAGAGAAGCCACCACAAUGAGAAACUCACGCACCGCAACAAAGAGUAGCCCCUGCUCGCCAAAACUAGAGAAAGCCCGCGCACAGCAACGAAGACCCAACACAGCCAAAAAUAAAUAAAAUAAAUAAAUUUAAAAUAAUAAUAAUAAUAAUAAUUGAGCCUUUAGAUAACUCCUCUAGAUGGAGGAAGCAGCAAGAGCAAAGGCCCUGAGGUAGGCAUGUGCUCGGGUUAUUCAAAGAAAAGUGGUUGGAGUUGAGAGUAAGAGGGAGAUGAGCUGGCGUAGCGUCUUAUAGGCCACUGUAAGGACUUUGACUUUUUCCUCGCAGUGGAAAGGGGAGCCAUUGGAAAGAUGGUGAACAUAGGGGUCACAUGAUCUGGAGUGGCCAUCAACUGAGAUGGGAAAGACUACAGAUGAAGCAUUUGGGAGCUGGAGAGUCAGGAGUUCAGUUUUAGACAUAAUUGAGUUUGAGAUGGCUAUUAGACGUCCAAAUGGAGAUGGAGCUGCUUUAGCAACUAGAUAUAUCAAUCUGGAGCUCAGAGGAGAGCUCCCAGGGUAGGUGUAUUCAUUUGGGAACAUGUGUGUGUCUGUCUGUUUCAAGCAAAUAAACUGGGAUAUCAACAAGUGGGUGAGUAUAGAUAGAGAAAACACAUCUAAGGCUAAGCUUGGAACACUCCAACAUUAAGGGCAGACAAGAACAGCCAGUGAGGUAGAAAAAAACAAACAAGACAAAACAAAAUAAAACACAAAACAUGAGAACAUGGUAUCCUAAGUGAAGAUAACAUUUCAAGGAAAAAGAGGUUAUUAGCUGCAUCAAAUAUGCUGAAAGUUCAAGUAAGGUGAGGAUUAUUGGAUUUAGUAACAUGAAGAUCAUUGGUGAGGAGUUCUGUAGCAAUUCAGUCCAAAAUUCUCUGACGUUCAACUAAAAAAAGUAGGAUGCUGUGUAUAAGAUAAAUGAGCUACAAGGACAUAUUGUACAGCACAGGGAAUAUGGUCAAUGUUUUAUAAUAACUUUAAAUGGAGUAUAAUCUAUAAAAAUUUUGAACUGCAAAAAAAAUUCUGAAUAGCUUUAUAACUAUUUAAAAAGUUGGAACUCCACAAAGAAAACUCCUGGUCCAGAUGGCUUCACCAGCAAAUAUUUAAGAAUAAAACUACAUCAAUCUUGCACAAAUUCCUUCAUACGGUAGAUAAAAGGGAACGUUCCAACCCAUUUUAUGAGGCUAGCAUGACCCUGAUUUCAAACUCUGUCAAGAACAUUAUAGGCAUACCUUGGAGAUAUUUCAGGUUUGGUUCCAGACCACCACAAUAAAGCAAAUACUAUUGCAAUAAAGGGAGUAACACAGGGGAAUUCCCUGGCUGUCCAGAGGUUAG
This is a messenger RNA of Physeter macrocephalus (sperm whale), 8107 nucleotides long. RefSeq names its product RRP12-like protein. The record is from RefSeq and is a predicted model, not a curated record. The transcript has 10 exons. NCBI's taxonomy places the organism in Eukaryota, Metazoa, Chordata, Mammalia, Artiodactyla, Physeteridae. Bases 20 to 946 code for a protein of 308 amino acids.